Molecule: messenger RNA, 576 nt
Organism: Lolium perenne
Lineage: Eukaryota; Viridiplantae; Streptophyta; Magnoliopsida; Poales; Poaceae
Biological process (GO): regulation of DNA-templated transcription
Molecular function (GO): DNA binding; DNA-binding transcription factor activity
Source: RefSeq, a predicted model, not a curated record
AUGCCUCCGCGCCGCCGCCCCGCCUCCGGCUACCACGGCAUUCAGGCGCGGUCGAGCGGCCGGUUCGACGCGGAGAUCCGCUCCGGCGACGAGCGGAUCCGCCUCGGUACCUACGACACGGCGCACGAGGCGGCGCGGGCGUACGACGCCGUCGCUUGGCGUCUCGGCCGCUCCCGGCGGUCGAUGAAUUUCCACGAUGUGUACACGCGGGAGCAAGCGGAGAUGCUCGUGCCGCCGCCGCCCGUCAUCACGCAGGAGCAGCAGCGCCGGCAACGGAAGUUGGAGCAGUGCCUCCUCAUCGCGGAGCGCGACGAGGCGAUGCGCCUCGAGUGGGCGCGCCGCUUCCCCGAAGACGUCACCGCGACGGAGGCCUUCUACACGCAGAAGGAGGAGGAGAAGGCAGCGGAGAAGGCGAAGAAGAAAGCUUCGCACUGUGAGAAUGAAGUGGAGGCCACUGACGUAGCACCGGAAGGCGACUACGAGCUGGUCUAUGAAGAACCUGAUCUGUCCGGAGGAGUAGAAGGCGUGGACUAUGGGAUAGUCUACGGGCCCGACAACAAUGAGGCGGAGGAGUAG